AUGCAGCAGGCUGACUCGUUUGUUCUAACUAGUUCUGAUGGAAAGUUCCACUUAGUUUCCAAAAAUGGGCUCAUUGAAAAGAGUGUAGAUGCACAUAAUGGAGCUGUGCUUGCUGGCAGAUGGAACUAUGAUGGAAGUGCUCUAAUUACAGCUGGAGAGGAUGGGCAAAUCAAAAUCUGGUCCAAAAGUGGAAUGUUGCGGUCUACACUGGCCAGCCAAGGUUCCCCAGUGUAUUCUGUUGCUUGGGGCCCUGACGCAGACAGAAUUCUGUAUACAUCACGAAGACAUCUCAUCAUUAAGCCAUUGCAGCCCAGUGUUAAAGUCAUACAGUGGAAAGCUCAUGAUGGCCUUAUAUUAAAAGUUGAUUGGAAUGCUAUCAAUGACUUGAUAAUAUCCGGGGGUGAAGAUUGUAAAUAUAAGGUGUGGGAUAGCUUUGGUCGGGUUCUUUACACAUCCGCUCCUCAUGACUAUCCACUCACCUCCUUGUAUUGGGCUCCCGAUGGAGAGGUGUUUGCAGUGGGCUCCUUUAACAUGCUACGACUCUGUGACAAGACUGGAUGGUCCUAUGCCUUGGAGAAGCCGAACACUGGGAGUGUGUUUAACCUGGCCUGGUCUGCAGAUGGCACCCAACUGGCUGGAUCCUGUGGUAAUGGACAUGUCAUUUUUGCUCACAUUGUGGAGCAGCACUGGGAGUGGAAGAACUUUGUGAUCACCCUGACCAAAAGGAAAACGAUGCAGGUACUGAAUGUGAUCAAUGAAGCAGUGGAUGUGUUGGAGUUCCGGGAUCGGGUCAUUAAAGCCUCACUGGCAUUUGGGCAUCUUGUUGUUGCCACUUCUCUUCAGUGCUAUGUUUACAGUUCGAGAAACUGGAAUACGCCGCUCAUCUUUGACCUGAAAGAAGGAACUAUCAGCCUUAUUGUCCAAGCAGAGAAACAUUUUUUGCUGGUGGAUGGAGCAGGCUUGUAUAUAUUUUCAUAUGAGGGUCGCCUUAUAUGUUCUCCAAAAUUUCCUGGGAUGAGGGCUGAUAUUCUCAACGCACAAGGCAUCUCUCUCAACAAUGACACCAUUGCUCUUCGUGAUAAAAGCGAUGAGAAAGUCAUAUAUUUCUUCGACGCCCUGACGGGAAAAGCUUUUGGUGAUGGAAAACCAUUAACUCACAAUAUGGCGGUGGUAGAUGUUGGCCUGGACCAGUGCGGCCCCCGGAAUGAACGUAAAGUUGCUUUCAUAGACAAGAACCGUGACCUUUACCUCACCUCUGUAAAUCAUGGUCAACAGCCUAAAGUUUGCAAAAUUGGGAGUAUGGUCCACUGUAUGCAAUGGAAUGAUUCGGCUAAUAUUUUGUGUGGCAUUCAAGACAAUCAGUUUACAGUGUGGUACUACCCCAGUGUGGUGUUUGUCGACAAGGAACUUCUCCCACUUUCACUCUAUGUAAAAGGAGGAAGUGAGUUUGCCCGGGCACCACACAUUUUGAGCUAUGUCGGCACCAAAGUGACGUUGCGCCAGGGGGAUGGUUCCUUGGUGUACAAUACUGUGCCUCCAUAUCCAGCUCUUCUCCACGAGUACAGCUCCUCGGCACGCUGGGAGGACGCACUUCACUUGUGUCGCUUUGCUAAAGACCAGGCUUUGUGGGCCUGCCUCGCUGGAAUGGCAAUGGCAAGUAAAGAGCUAACAACAUCAGAGAUGGCCUAUGCUGCCAUUGGAGAGCUUCCCCGCGUGCAGUACAUUCGCUUUAUAAAGGAGCAGGCGUCUAAAGAGUCCUGUCUGGCCCAUAUGCUGCUGUUCGGGGGUCAAGUAGCAGAGGCAGAGGCAGUUCUUUUACAAGCUGGGCUUGUGUAUCAGGCCAUACAGGUGAACAUUGACCUGUUCAACUGGGAGAGGGCACUAGAACUUGCUGUCAAACACAAGACCCAUGUGGACACUGUGCUGGCCUUCAGAGAGAAGUUUCUCCAGAAGUUUGGCAGAAAGGAAUCUAAUAAGAGUUUUCUUCAGUACGCAGAAGGGGUUGAUGUGGAUUGGGAGAAAAUCCAAGUCAAGAUUGAGAUGGAGAUAUCCAAAGAGCGAGAAAAAGCAGCUAACGUGUCCCAUAGAGGCAGCACGCCCUCGCGUCGCUAA
Molecule: messenger RNA, 2112 nt
Organism: Knipowitschia caucasica
Lineage: Eukaryota; Metazoa; Chordata; Actinopteri; Gobiiformes; Gobiidae
Source: the annotation of a GenBank genome assembly